This is a messenger RNA of Sphaeroforma arctica JP610, 1190 nucleotides long. RefSeq lists its product as hypothetical. The record is from RefSeq and is a predicted model, not a curated record. NCBI's taxonomy places the organism in Eukaryota, Ichthyosporea, Ichthyophonida. The coding region runs from base 1 to 1143 and encodes 380 amino acids. The transcript is spliced from 3 exons.
AUGGAGCGCCAGCAAAAACCGGUGGAUGCGGAGUUCGGUACCACGCGCGACUUGGAUCUGCAGCAGCUCAAAGAGAUCUCCCGCCGACCAACCAAGCACAUGCGAGCAGCAUCCCAAGACGCACAAUUGCACAAACACGGGGCCACUCUACAGCACUAUUCAAACAACAUAAACAACCCAAACAACUCAAAUGCCUCAAACGUCUCACACAACUCAAACAACUCGAAUACCUCAAACGCCUCACACAACUCAAACAACUCAAAUACCUCAAACGCCUCACACAACUCAAACAACUCGAAUACCUCAAACGCCUCACACAACUCAAACAACUCAAAUACCUCAAACAACGCAAACAUCUCAGGCCCAAACAAGCAUAUGGGGCGAGGUGUUUCUGUAGCGGGAGAGCCGCCCAAUACCCAUUUACGUGCACCUCUGAUAUCAGCACAGACAGAUACACAGGCGCCAACGACACCACCAGCACUGCUGACCCUAGGCCAUGGUGGGUUGCGACGCGAGCAUGACCUGUGCGACGCGGCUACAUCAGUUACCGCACCCACACCCACACCUGGUGGCUCGCCAAGCAUGGGCAGAUACUCACACUCUACUGAGGCGGAUGGUACACAUCACACGCUGGCGCACGCGGAAAAUAGCGCCGCUGCUCGCGCAGAGGCUGAUGAAAGAACGAGCGUGCAAAGGCAGGCACACGCACAGAGCCCGACGUUGCUGAAAACCGGACGAGACCAGACAGUUCCGGUGAGUAUGCACCCAUUAUAUGAAACAUCGGACAAUGGAGACUCGUUGCUGGGCAGGGAGCAGUAUAUCUCUUCUAAACGGGCUUGUACGAGAUCGAUGGACAACUCGUGGCUUGCGGCUGUGCCUGUGAAUGGGCCUGCGACAAUGGCAUUUGGGGCAGUCGAUUACUCGGCGCACGCAGACGGCAGGUGGAGUAGGCAGAGCUCUGGGGCUGAUGGGAAGGAGACGGAUGUGUUGUCUGCUAUAAUAUUGGCGCUGAGAAAUGACGACCACGGGAAUGCCUUGCGUAUAGCGCAGGAGCGCUUACAUCAACUUGCGUCGCUUGAAGGCGUCGAAUUGGGAUCCAGACGACCACAAACCUCCACUACAGAACCGUCAUCAUCCGACUGAAUAUAGUAGGCGAAUUAAAGUUCGGCUUCGUGCCGAGUCUCUCAAAG